CCCCCGUCCCGUCCCUGGACCCUCCUCCUGCAUGGACCUUCACAGAGGGAGAACAUAUGUUGAGGCCGGCUGGUAUGAGUUUGGCUGCGGGGCUGCUCUUUGUGUAUUUUCAUUUCUCCCAUCAAAGUGGUGGAGUGUGAGCCAUUUUUGCGUGUGUGAAGUGUCGAUGUGGAAAGGCGGGCGAUUGAAGGCGUCGUGUCGAAAUGGAUGCUCGUCUCGCCGUGUGGUUUCAUCUCCUGGCCCUCCUCCAGCCUCCGGCCGGGGCUUCCAUGGACUCCUGCUACGACGACGGGACGGACGCCCCUAGCCGCUGCCUGCCCAAGUUUGAGAACGUGGCCUUCAAUCGCAGCGUGGUGGUGUCCAACCAGUGCGGCAUCACGCCCGAGGACUACUGCAUGCAGAUGGGCUCGGCGGCGCGCUCGUGCCACCGCUGCGACGCUUCGGUUCCGGAUUUCAGCCACAGCGCCGCCCUGCUGACCGACUUCCACCGGAACGACGAACCCACGUGGUGGCAGAGUCAGUCCAUGUACUAUGGUGUCCAGCACCCAAAUUCCAUCAACCUCACCCUCCAUCUGGGGAAGGCCUUCGAGAUAACCUACGUCCGCCUGAAAUUCUACACCAGCCGGCCGGAGAGCUUCGCCAUCUACAAGCGCACCGAGGCGGGCGGACCCUGGCUGCCCUAUCAGUUCUACAGCGCCUCGUGCAGGGAGACCUACGGGAAGGCCGCCAACGGUUUCCUGCGGCUGGGCGACGACGAGAGGACGGCCAUGUGCACGGACGAGUUCAGCGACAUCGCCCCGCUCACCGGCGGGAACGUGGCCUUCUCCACCCUGGAGGGACGACCCGGCGCCUACAACUUUGACCAGAGUCUCGUAUUGCAGGAAUGGGUGACAGCGACCGACUUGCUCAUCUCGUUGGACAGGCUCAACACUUUUGGCGACGAGGUCUUCAAGGACGCCAAAGUGUUGCGGUCGUACUUCUACGCCGUCUCGGAUUUCUCCGUGGGCGGCAGAUGCAAGUGCAACGGCCACGCCAGCGAGUGCGCGUGGGCCGAACCUACGAGCGAUGACCAAGACGGACGUCUGGUCUGCGCCUGCCAGCAUCACACGGCCGGAGACGACUGCCAGAUGUGUCAACCCUUCUACCGGGACAGGCCCUGGGCGAGGGCCACGGGGGAGUCGGCCAAUGAGUGCUUGCGGUGCAAGUGCAGCGGGCGCUCGGAGCGCUGCGUCUUUGACGUGGAGCAGUACCGCAGCACGGGCAGCGGGGGGCGCUGUUUGGAGUGCCGGGACAACACGGACGGCGCUCACUGCGAGCGCUGCCGGGAGAACCACUACCGGGCGUCGCCUGAGCAACCUUGCCUGCCCUGCAACUGCAACGCCAACGGUCCGGCGAGUCUGCAGUGCGACGGCGAGGGACGAUGCGCGUGCGGCGGCCGAGGCGUGACGGGCGACAAGUGCGAGGCGUGCCGCCCGGGAUUCCACUCGCUCGGCCCCGGUGGCUGCAGGCCGUGCGAGUGCGCUCCCGCUGGCAGCGCGGGGGACUGCGCGCCGCUGGACGGCGCCUGCCGCUGCAAGGCCAACGUUGAGGGGGGAGGCUGCGGCAGAUGCAAGCCAGGCUUCUUCAACCUGCAAGAAAACAACCCGGCCGGCUGCCGGCCGUGUUUCUGCUUCGGUCACUCGCUGGCGUGUUCCUCAUCUGCUGGCUUUGUGGCCGUGAACAUUACUUCGGAUUUUAUGGAAGAUCAGGACGGUUGGCUGGGCGAAUUCUCCGGGGGUCAGCUGGACCCCCUGCUGUGGAAGGAAGGCGAAGUCUAUUUGCUUCCUCUCUCAGAGGACGAGCCCGGCUACUACAGAGCCCCGGACAAAUUUACGGGUGACCAGAGCCACAGCUACGGCCAGCUCCUCUCCGUCACCUUCACCUCGGAGAGCCCGGAACUGCUUCCCGAGCGCGUCGCCGCCAUGCUCGACGGCGCCGGAAUCACGCUCGGCGCCGAACUCACGCCCGGCCGUGCCCAACAGGGCGACCCUACCCUCUCGCCGCAACAAAACUUUUUCCUCAGGCUUGAUGAAAGCCAGAUGACGCCAAAGCUGUCCGUGGUGGAGUUUCGCCGGCUCCUGCGCAACGUGACGGCGCUACGCAUCAUCAAUGCCGGAGGAGUCAAUUACACAUCCCAGCUCUCGGCGGUCCAUCUGGCCUCAGCAUCCCCCGCCGCUGGCGAGACGGCGCCGCCUGCCCCCUGGGUGGAAAGCUGCACCUGUCCCAUCGGGUUCGCCGGCCAGUUCUGCGAGCGAUGCGCGCCCGGAUUCACACGGGAGGUCCCAAACGGCGGCCCCUUCUCCACGUGUGUCCCCUGCGACUGCCAUCAGCACGGAACUUGCCACCCUGAGACAGGCGAGUGCGAGUGCUCGGACUUCACCGGCGGCCCGACCUGCGAGCGCUGCCUGCACGGUUACUACGGCAACGCUUUGAUUGGCACGCCGGGCGACUGUCACCCCUGCCCUUGCCCCGGCGGAAGCGGCUGCGUGCAGCUGCCAGAGUCGGACCAGGUGCUGUGCACCGACUGCCCCGCCGGACAAACAGGUUCUCGCUGCCAGAUGUGUGAUGACGGUUACUACGGCGACCCGCUGGGGCGUUCGGGGACGGCACGGGAGUGCGUGAGAUGCGACUGCAGCGGUAACGUGGACCCCAACGCGGUGGGCGUGUGCGACCGCCUGAGCGGCCGUUGCCUCAAGUGCGCAGGCAACACCGAGGGCGAGCGUUGCCAGAGCUGUCGCCGAGGUUACUACGGCGACGCUCGCCGUGACGCCGCCGGACUGAAGUGCGAGCCGUGCAGCUGCAACCCCGCGGGAACCUCGGGCCACGCGACGGAGUGUCACCCCGAGACGGGAAGUUGCGAGUGCCUGGAACACGUGGCCGGGCGGGACUGCGGCCACUGCCAGGAAGGCUUUUUCAACCUCCGGCACGGCGUAGGUUGCGAGAGGUGCUCGUGUCACCCUAUCGGUUCAUCGUCCGUUGCCUGCCACCCGGUCACGGGGCAGUGCUUGUGCAGAGGCGGCGUGGAGGGACGGCUGUGCGACGCAUGUCGACCGGGCUUCUUCGGAUUCUCGUCACGAGGAUGCCGAGCCUGCGACUGCGACCCCAUGGGUUCCGUCUCCAUGCGCUGUCACGCCAACGGCACGUGUUCGUGUCGGCCCGGCUUCACCGGCUCCAAGUGUGCCAAAUGCCGGCCCAACCACUUCCUAGACCGAGGCACGCACCAGUGCCAGGAGUGUCCCGCCUGCUACGGACUGGUGCAGCAGCAGGCGGAGAAGCUGAGGACAGGCCUGCAGUACGCCGAAAAGCUCCUGGCCGGUUUGGAUUGCCAAAGCCGAUUCAGCAAGCGGCGCCCCCUGCUGGGAUUUCCCACCGACGCCACUCACGAGAACCAGCGGGACGGGCCAACGUUACCCAACGCGCUGGAGGAAUUUUUGGCUUUCCAAGAGGCUCAGGAGGCCUUCGUACGACAAUUCUCCUCGCUGGAGGCGUCCGCGGGCGCUCUGGCGGCUCGCCUGCACGACGUGUCGGCCGCUUCCAACUGCAGCGACGGGUCCAAAGGAGAAGGAGGGGCGUGUCGGACGUUAGCCGGGAUCGCACUGAUGGUCGGCGAGGCCCAGACGCAACUAAAGCGGGCCACAAAGGACCUGGACCUCAUGGUCAUUCCUUUUGAGAUUGAUUCGGGAUCGAAUCAAUGGAAGAUGACGGUGAACGAGUCUCAAGCCCUCAAGACAAGCCACGAAGACGCCGCCGAGCAAAUGGAGGCGGCGGCCGGCAGGGCGCUCAACACGUCAAAGCGUGCCGUGGCCUUACUGACGGAGUUCUUGGAGGACAACUCCACCGACGAGUACGUCGAGGACCUGACGCGACGAAUGACCCAGAUGCGGCAGCAGCGGCAAAAUCUCACCGCCUGGGCCAACCAAAGCUUUGCCGACGACGAGGCCCAACAGAAGGAGGUCGUCGGGCUGCGGCUCGCCUUGCGUAACGUCACGUCGCGGCUCAGCCGCUCAAACGCCGGUGGAGCGGUUGCCGAGCGCGCCGGCUCGUUGUUGGAAAAGACUCAAGAACUGGAUCAAAGCAUCGGCUCCAAAGACGACCUCAUCGGCGAGAUGGCCAACGACACUCGCAACCUGGCGGCGGCCGUCAACGCUAAGCGGGAAAAUCUAAAGGACGCAGUCGAGCUGCAAGGGCGAGCUCAGUGGGCCAAAAUGGUUGCCUUGGCUUCAGUGGUGGCGGGAAAAGGGGCGGAGUCAGAAGAAAUCAGCCUGCACCGGGAUCUUGAAAACAUGGUGCGCGAAUGGCCUCGUCUGCAGACUCAGACUCGGGCUGCUAUGAAGAAGAAGAAGCCCCUGGAGGGUAAAGUUCUGGCCAGUGUCACCAAACUGGUCUCGGAGAUCCGAGAGACCCUUCAGCCUGCGCGGGAAAACUCCCGCCUUGCCAAAAACGUUUCUCAGGAAGCGGAGCGUACCGCCGACACCGUGGCUGAGGAAUCCAAAGGCCUCCUGACGCAAGCCAAGCACACCAGGACCGCCUUCGCCCACCUCGGCUCCCACGUGGAAUCCGCCUUAGAAAGUCUGGACGCGCAGACGUCGCGAGCUGAGAGCGCCAAGGUUCACGUGGCGUCCGAGUCAGCGCCCCCUCUGGCCGACGUGAGGAAGGACAUGGAGGCGGCCAAGAUGCAGUUGGAGGCCUACUCGCACACCCUCACCCAGCUCAUUGACAAAAUUGACGCCAGCGUGCCUCUGGAGCGUUUCCAGCGCAUCCUGAACGAGACGGCGCGGCGCCUGAGCACGCUGCGCGGCAGCGUGGAGGCUUCCCCGCUGGGCGCCAAGAUCGGAACCCUCCGCGCGGCGGCUGAGGGCCAGCGCAGCCGCCUGGCGCUCCUGGAACAGGAAGUGCAAGAGAUGGUCCGGGAGAGAGACAGUCUGAGGGACAUCGCACUCCACUUGCCGCCUUCCUGUGCUGAGGCCGGCGCCAAGCGCCGCGGCUAACCGCGGGAACGGGACUAAAGGAUACGCCGGUACUUUGACCUCAGAGUGACCCGACUCGGAAGAGCGGUGUCAUUCUUUUGUGCAUUGCGUUGAGAUGAGAACACUCAAAUGCUGCUGCUGUAGGCCACAACUCACACCCAGACGCUCACAUUGAAAGAACCGGCUGACUCAACCAUAGCUACUGAUGUCAUGCACUAGGCCACGCCCCUUCAAAAGCACACAUCAAAACACCCAAAUACUUCACCAUGUACAGUAUUUACACUGUAGAACAGCAAUUUAUUUCUUUCCAAUGUCUUUUAUUCUGUUUUAUACAAUGCAGUGCUAUGUUCUUAUAACAUAUAAAAUAAAAAAUAUUUUAAAAUACAACAAAAAAAGAAUUUUUGGGCGGUCUGAGAAGAAUUGAUGUUUUUACAGAACGAAUUAAAUUCUGAGUCGUUUUUUACGAGGCAAAAAGUUACGGUAAGGUUUUAUUUUGAAAACAGCUGACCAGCCGCAGAACAGCGGCCAUAACAUCCAUCAGUCACUCCAAAUCAGCAGAAAGCUCAAAACACAACUCCACUGACACAGUCGUUGACAUUUCUUUCAUUUUUGCCACCGUUGCGGGUAUUAUAUCAAAAUGUUCUUCCUGUGAAUGCAUCAGGGGAAAGCAUUUAAUGGCAACUUCCCGCUGCGCCACUUUUCUGGCAAAAUGGCAGCAAUCUUUUCAAAUCCGAGAUCUUUUCACAGUGACACUGCUCUUCCCUUCUGGUUGGCUUUUGGCUCAAAGCACAAAAAUAUGUCAGCAAUGAUGUGGGGGGCGGAAAAAAAGAUUUUAAAAAAGCAAAAACAGAUACGACGAAGGCACUCUGAAAUGGCGUCGAAUUUGCCACGACAAGAAAUGAUUAGUAAAGCAACAUACCAUAUAAUAAAAAAGGCAUUUUUUACAUUUUCUCCAAUUUAUAGAAGGUCAAAUAUGGAAAAAUGUGACUUAGCACAGAACCUGUACAGCUCAUAAACGUGAUCUAUAAAGUCAAACAUGUGCGGUGACUAGGCGACUUUGUCAUCGCCUUGCCUUCUGAACGAUUUCCCUAUCCGCCCGAAGCGCAAUUAAUGGUGACACCUUGCAAAAAAAAAAAAAAAAAGCAGUGGCAUCAGCAAGCUAUUAAACACCAGGACCUGCUGAGUCAGUGCAGUAACGAAUGCCACUGAGUCACAGCGGGCGCUUGUCCACGAUGGACCCCUUAAUCACCGCAAGGGCGGCCAUGAUGAAAACAGACCAAAAAUGCUAACAAGAGCUAGCUUGCUUCGGCAAUCGACCAAUCAAACUACCUUUUUUGCGAGAACUUUUUUUUCCAUCAGCUUGCACAAUACAUGAUUGAAUUAAGCAGAUCAAUAUUGAUAACGCCCGCUUCAUUAUUAUCGCGGUCGGGGCACAUCCUCUGGUGUUUUGCAGAUUGUCACAUCAUCUAAUUAAAACGUAUUGAACCAAUUAGUCAAGUCAAUUAGCCCGCUCGUCUGUUUCGCACCAAGGCGAGCAAACGUGCGAGUCAGCCUCGCAACGCCUAAAUUUGUAGAGACACAAUGGCCUUCGUAAGCACAAAUUGUGACACCGGGCGGUGUCUUUUUCACCAUUUAAUUUGAUUCGAUUAAAAGCAAAAGGAAGCGUCGGCCUCUCAUUAAUCAGCAGGAUCACUUUCAUGCCGCUGUGCCAAUUUGUUUUGUCUUCUUUCAACACUUUUGCCGUGGCCCCAAGCGGUGCCAUAAAUUGGCCAAUUAGUGCCCCACAAACCAGGUAGUAUUCUUAAAAUGAAAAAAAUCAACCCCCUAAGCUAGUUUCACUUAACUACUAGCUAAGCUAAGCUAGAUAGAAUAGAAUAGAAUAGAAUAGAAUAGAAUAGAAUAGAAUAGAAUAGAAUAGAAUAGAAUAGAAUAGAUCUUUAUUUGUCAUUGUCACACAUGUACAACGAAAUUUAAAAAGUGCCAACCGAUCAGCGCAUGAGAUAAACAAAAAAAAAUAGAAUUUACUUUAUAAUUAACGUUAUAAUUUACUACUUAGGGGUUAGCGCAUUCAUGUCAACUACUGCACACUUUUGCCUCAUUAGUAAAAAUACUUAAUUUGCCUUACAUGAGCAACAUAAAUUUAACAACAGACAACAAAGUCUGAAUUUUUGGCCCAUUUGCAAUUGUCCUUCAAAGGCAAAGUCAUCCUCGAGAUUAUAUCCAAUGGUUUCUAAAUUUCUACCACAAGUUUUCCUCACUGCAUGUGGGCGCAGUAUGGCAGUGAAAUUUAAUGACUUGCCAUAAAAGGAGAAUCUGUAAUAACUCAGCAGUUAGCACGCCUCCCAUGUUGUGUUCAAACUCGGCCCCAAAAGCCAGUUUCACUUUGCAACAUCCAAUUUGGUCGAUCAUGAGUGGACCCACAAAAAUGUCUCAAGUGUUUCAAAGUCGGCCAUUUUCUUUCAAAGUGGCCAUUUAAGAGUCUUUCUAAGAGGCCAACUAAGCAUCUUCCAAUUUCGGAAUAUUCAUGCAGCACCUCCCAGUCUGGUAAAGCGACUCCAGCGUGACUCGAUGCUGCCCUCGUGCGGCUGCUGUUAGAAAUACCAAAACAGCCACAUGAUUAGGAACACCCUUGAGAAUUUCACCCAGUUUUAGUCACAAUGAAGGUAGUUUAUGAAGAUUUUGCACAUUUCUACAUAGUUGAUAGAUUUAACUGUUCACCUUCAAGGUUGUUCUUUAAAAAAACAAAUAGAACCUUUUGCUGGCCUAAAUCACACUGCACUCUCUGGGGCGAGCGAGUGUGUAAGGUAAAUCCAAUCUAAAUCGCAUUUUCUGCUCACGGCGCAAUUUCAUCUGCCUCAUUCUGCAGUCUUUGACUCUUCCCCGCAGCUAGUCAUUCCUCCUCUCUUUCCACGGAUUGAGGAUUUCUUUUUUUUUUUUUUCUACCCGAAAGCCUCCAAGGAUGCAAUUACCCCUUAACCCCUGGCCCGGUUCACCUCCUGUACAGUCUCAUUACCCCCCCCUCAGCACGUGGUUCUGAAUUAUGACCCACAGCGACAUUUGAGCCAGGAACUCAUUUGCACCGACUGCAUUAAACGGUGCGAACAGUCAGCUUGUUCCUGGUCCAUGUAGACAUUAAAAAUGUACCGUCAAGGUUUUUUUCAUGAAAAAGUCAACUUUCGUUGGAAAACUUUCUCCCAAAAGUACAGUUUGAGUGCUUUUCAUUGUUUUUUAUUUUUUACUGAAGACAAUUUCUAACCAUAUAUAUAUGAUUUAUGAUGUAGUGUAGUAGCUGAACUAUCAGCAGAAUAUAAUUUACUUUAUCUAUGAACGCCACCUUGCGGGGGAAAUAAAUGGUCGCUUUCGGGUUCAUACACAAUCUGCUCCAUUUUCAUUGUUUACAUUAUUGAUAUUUAAAAGAUACGCCACUGUUCAUGAACACACCAAAUUCACAGUGCUUAUAAAUCAAUAUUUUGUUUA
Messenger RNA from Syngnathus typhle (broad-nosed pipefish), 8483 nucleotides. It is a transcript of the gene lamc3, whose product is annotated as laminin, gamma 3. Lineage: Eukaryota; Metazoa; Chordata; Actinopteri; Syngnathiformes; Syngnathidae. The record is from RefSeq and is a predicted model, not a curated record. The transcript has 28 exons. The coding region runs from base 204 to 5027 and encodes 1607 amino acids.